AUGGAUAUUGACGUGUCAUUUAUGGGUAUCACAGACUUUGUCGAGCAAGAGCUACCCAGUGCCCCAGUCGAGCUCGAUGCAGUCGUUCAAGACUUGAAGAAACGAAAAAUACUUGUGAACCGGGGGGUCUCUAACACUAUAUCGUUCAAUAAGCACCAGCGCUCGUCUGAACUCCACCGGAAAACCCGUUUCUCUCACACCUUUAAGUCUUUCCAAACACUGUUCCGACCUGGCACCAUUACCAAACCAAGUCGCGUCAUGAAGACGCUCCAAUCGAUUUCUAGCGCCAUUCGUAAAGCCCUAUCAAGGUUCUUUCGUAGUGAGAUCAGCAACAGCCAUAUUAUGCUGGAAAAGGACAUUGAAUCUACGACCCAUGGUUGCAUCACCUGUAAUUGGGAGGGCCCCGUGGAUGCUACCAAUGCCCUAGUGCCAAUUAUGGGCAUCGACAGCCACGACGUCCACCUCACGUCCAAUCAAAUUGAUUUUAUUCUUCUGUCCCUCGUUGGGAAAAUCAUGAACAGCGACGCCGGUCGAAGGUUUUGCUUUGCGGUCACAUUUGAAGGAUCUAAAGUGAAUUUGUGGAAAUUUACGAGAUCUUUCUACAUCAAGUCGACGCCAUUUGAUAUGACCGAGUUCUCGUUUCCCUUCUCUGCGCACCGAGAGAUCUACUGGGAUAUGAUCUAUGCUCAGUAUACUGCACGGAACUGGGAUCGAAAAUGCAGCGACAUAUCAUCCUAUUCAUGGAUCAUAAGUCAAGCCUUCAACACCUUUUUCGAUGAUGCCGAAGCUUGCAGGAACGAAUGGGCGCACGUCGAGCUCCCAGUUGAUUCUGAACCUCGCUCAGCGCUCCCUCCGCACUCCCAUCAGGAAUCUGGUCUCCCAGCGGAUCCCGAUCAAGAAGGAAGACCUCGUAAGAGGGCCCGGCCGAACCCACUCUGCACUCCCGCCAUUGUUCCUCGUCGCAGUGGCCCAGUAACUAGAUCCAUGGCGAAGAGUGAAGGUCGUAUUACAAGAUCUACCACUCGUCGCCUUCAAGAAGAAGAGACGAGGAAGAAACACCGUUUGAAGUAA
Messenger RNA from Coprinopsis cinerea okayama7#130, 1071 nucleotides. Its product is annotated as other/FunK1 protein kinase. NCBI's taxonomy places the organism in Eukaryota, Fungi, Basidiomycota, Agaricomycetes, Agaricales, Psathyrellaceae. Bases 1 to 1071 code for a protein of 356 amino acids. The record is from RefSeq and is a predicted model, not a curated record. The transcript has 4 exons.